Molecule: messenger RNA, 1490 nt
Organism: Pseudoliparis swirei
Lineage: Eukaryota; Metazoa; Chordata; Actinopteri; Perciformes; Liparidae
Gene: nanos2
Product: nanos homolog 2
Exons: 1
Coding region: 945-1490 (181 amino acids)
Biological process (GO): negative regulation of translation; oogenesis
Cellular component (GO): perinuclear region of cytoplasm
Molecular function (GO): mRNA binding; zinc ion binding
Source: RefSeq, a predicted model, not a curated record
GGUAAAUCAUGUUUUAUUAACAAUUCCCAAAUUAUUUCCCAGAUUUUUCCGGGUAAACAGCACCUCAAACAUUAAGUAAAUUACCGAUUACUCGUAAACAUUUAGGACUUUUACUUUGAAAUAUCUCCCAAUUGGGACCGUAGAUUUGUCUGAUUCCCAGGAUAAUGGAAGUCUGGAUUGUCCUGAACACAGCUGCAUCAGUCAAUGCCGGGUCUUAUGAGGAAAACAUAUUUAAAGCACUUCAAACAUGAAAGAAAUGACCGAUUUCUUUAAACAUUUAGGACUUUUAAUUUGAAAUAUCUCCCAAUUGGGACCGUAGAUAUGUCUGAUUCCCAGGAUAAUGGAAGUCAGGACUGUCUUGAACACAGCUGCAUCAUUCAUUUCCUGGAACUGUUGGGGAAAUCUAUAUACAAGAAUUUUUUAACAUACAAAAGUCUGAGUUUUAUUUUUAUAAACUCUUCCUUGGUACAGUAAAACGUUUUAAUGUUAGCAUAAUUUAAGCUAAAUCUCAGAAACGAUCUAUAAAGAUUCAAAAUCAGUUAAUUUUUUACUUGUAUAUGCUAGUGUAUGAUUUGUCGACAUCUUAUUUUGAAAAACGGAUGUUGUUUCACGUAGUUCUUUCCGCUAACUUCGUAAAACCGGAUGUUGUAUCACGUGAAUCCUGCCGCUAACUUUAUCAAAACCCUUGCGCGCUCCCGAUCGAAUGCGUUUACCGUCAACAUCAGUCUAUAGGUGCACAGAAAUUUAAGUGUCGGCUCAGUUGACCAAGGAGAUCCGAGUGUCGGCUGAGUUGACCGCAGUCAAUUAACCCAACAGGUUUCGUAGAUGAAAGAACCCCCUCGAAAUUUUUUUUUGUAUUUCUCUCCAGACACCUGUCAUCAAUCUGUCGACAGACUUUUGAAUCCAAACAUUGUUGCACUUUAAAGCCCACCACGUCUACAAAUAUGAGACUCUCCAAUAAACGCACAAACUGCUUUCCUCCAAAUAUGACAACAAUGCAACACGUCGUGGUCCAGAGCGCGCUCCUCCCCGCGGGGGACUGCUUCGACAUGUGGCACGACUACAUGAACCUGGCCACACUGCUGGAGAGGCUGUGCGACACUCGCAAGAGAGCCCACGGAGACACCGAGGACCCAAAGAAAGCAGCAGCAGCAGCACCGUGGAGACUCAUCCAACCCACUCGGCGGAAGAGCUGCCACAACUCCACGGAGACGAGUUCCGUCAGCAGCCUCUCCGGCCUCUCAGACACCAGCUCCAACGGGACGUCCUCGGGCUACUGUGGCUUCUGUAAGCAGAACGGGGAAUCUGCAAGGGUGUACCGGUCACACAGGCUGAAAGCCGACGACGGGAGAGUCAUCUGCCCCAUCCUCUGGAACUACACCUGCCCCAGCUGUGAAGCCACCGGGGACCUCGCUCACACGCGCCGGUACUGUCCAAAGGAGCGGCGGGGAGAGGCUCCGGAGAGACGGCUGCAGUUCGGCGGACACUGA